GCUAAGUUGUCUAGGCAUUGAAUUCAGGCUAAAUAGGGAGCUUCCCAUGUACAGUACUGCCAUCUGGAAUAGUUUAUUGGAAAAGCAGAAAAACGUAAACAAUCGAUCGGCAGAAAAAGCGAUUAUCAAACUGUAUUUUUCUGCAGUUUUUGUUAAGUUCUCAGGGUUUUUUUUUCAUCUGAAGUGAUUUGUAGGUCUCGAUAGUUCAUUUUUUGGUGGUAUGUUAAAAAGUUGGUGUCGCCGACGCUUGUUAUUCCGAAUAAGGUAAUCCAGAUGUAUACUGUUAGACUAGAAAAACAAACUGGAUCGUACCUGCGCUGUGUGGUACCGUCAUGCAGAAAAAACGGGAUCUUGGUACGUCUUUUUAUAAACUGCCGGACCGGUUAAAGGACAAUAAACGGUGGCGUGAAUGGGUUAAUCUGUUAAAGUUAAAAUAUGUACCUUUGAGGCAUGAACAAGUGUGCAGUAAUCAUUUUCGAACAACAGAUUUUUUUAUUAUAAAGUCAUUGGUUCGCGAAACUGCUAAAUAUCUUGUAUCGGUUACCCCUGGUGGAUGCCUCAACUAUGUAAGCCAAGGAUAUGUUGGGAGAGCAUCGGACAAAUUCAUUUUCAACGCUAGUGACAUGAUAUCUUUGUUCGACAAGCAUGAUGCUGUGAUGGUUGAUAAAGGCUUUGCUAUCAAAAAGGAGCUCGAACAACGUAAUUUAGAACUAGUGCGUCCUCCGACUUUAAUAAAUGAACAGUUCAAUAUUAGAGAAGCUCGUGACAAUGUGUCAAUUACUGGCGCACGUGUUCACGUAGAACGAGGAAUCCAACGGAUGAAAAAUUUUAAAAUUUUGACUGAAAAGGUUGAUUUAGCAAUUUUACAUUUACUAGAUGAUAUAAUGGUUAUUAUAGCAGGAGUAGUUAAUUUAUCAGCACCCAUUUUGUCAGAUGAUAGAUUUGUUUCUGUUAAAUAAAUAAAACAAUAUGAGUUUUAAAAUUUAUUUUAACGUUUU
Wyeomyia smithii (pitcher-plant mosquito) is the source of this 998-nucleotide messenger RNA. RefSeq lists its product as uncharacterized. Bases 333 to 959 code for a protein of 208 amino acids. The record is from RefSeq and is a predicted model, not a curated record. NCBI's taxonomy places the organism in Eukaryota, Metazoa, Arthropoda, Insecta, Diptera, Culicidae. The transcript has 4 exons.